Molecule: messenger RNA, 3795 nt
Organism: Mauremys reevesii (Reeves's turtle)
Lineage: Eukaryota; Metazoa; Chordata; Testudines; Geoemydidae
Gene: SOX13
Product: SRY-box transcription factor 13
Exons: 14
Coding region: 358-2205 (615 amino acids)
Biological process (GO): cell fate commitment; regulation of transcription by RNA polymerase II
Cellular component (GO): nucleus
Molecular function (GO): RNA polymerase II cis-regulatory region sequence-specific DNA binding; DNA-binding transcription factor activity, RNA polymerase II-specific
Source: RefSeq, a predicted model, not a curated record
GGACUGCUCCCAUUGCAAGCCCGGCCCCUGCGCUAGCCUCUGGCCCACGGCGGAGCUAGCCCGGCCCCGGUGCGUGGGAGGGGGGAUCCCUCGGCAGCCUCCCUCCUCCGCGCUGGGGCAACUCCCCUCGGAGGGGAGGGGGCUGGCGCUGCACGGAGCCCGCAGCAGCCGCCGCGAUCCGCACCGGCCGCAGCAUCCCAGUCCGCCCGGCCCGGGGAGGGAGCCCGGCCCCAGCCGCCGCCGCCUCCGCCCCCGCCCCGCCGGCCCCGCACGGGGGCAGCCGAGAGAGGCGCCCGGCGGAGCGCAGCGCACAAGCCGCGGGCGGGGGCUGCCCGAGGACGCAGCCCGGCAGAGUAGAUGUCCAUGAGGAACCCUGUUUCUCCCCACCUGGAACUUGAUGGAGCCGGGAACAUGGUGAACUGCACCAUCAAGACGGAAGAGAAGACAGAUAGCUGCCAUGAGUCCCCCCAGGGAGCACCCACUGGCUCCGAUCCCCACUCCAGCGAUUUGCAUGGAGUGCCACUGUCUUUGAGAGAGAGUGCUGACCCCCGGACUCUUCCACAGGAAUCCCGGUCUCCUGUGAGCAAUGCGUUAGAUUCCAGGAGGUCUGCGUUUGAGCCUGCUGUCAGCAGCCAGGAAAAGUUAGAUUUCAACAGAAACUUGAAAGAGGUUAUGCCAACCAUUGAGAAGUUACUCUCCAGUGACUGGAAAGAGAGGCUUCUGGGUAGAAACACCAUGGAAUCCAAAGAGGUGAAAGGAACCCAGGAGAGCUUAGCGGAGAAGGAGCUGCAGUUGCUUGUCAUGAUCAAUCAGCUCUCCACCUUGCGGGACCAGCUUCUGACGGCCCAUUCGGAGCAGAAGAACAUGGCAGCCAUGCUGUUUGAGAAGCAGCAGCAGCAGAUGGAGCUGGCUCGGCAGCAGCAGGAGCAGAUUGCCAAGCAGCAGCAGCAGCUCAUUCAGCAGCAGCACAAGAUUAACCUGCUGCAGCAACAGAUCCAGCAGGUCAAUAUGCCCUAUGUCAUGAUUCCAGCCUUUCCUCCCAGCCACCAGCCUCUCCCCGUGACCCCAGACUCCCAGCUUGCGCUUCCCAUCCAGCCCAUCCCUUGCAAACCAGUGGAGUACCCCAUGCAGCUGCUGCACAGCCCUCCCCCUCCGACGCUGAAGAGACCCGCCGGCUCAGGCCACCUCCAGAUGCAGGAGUCUUCACAGCCACUGAACCUAACAGCCAAACCCAAAAGCUCUGAGCUCUCCAGUGCCUCCAGCUCACCCAGCCUGAAGAUGAGCAGCUGCCGAUCCCUCACUCCUAACCACGGGGUCACGAGAGACCUUCAGUCCAGCCCUCCCAGUCUGCCUCUGGGAUUUCUGGGAGAGGGGGACGCCAUCACUAAAGCGCUCCAGGAUGCACGGCAGCUCCUGCACUGCCACAGCGGGGCGACGGAGAGCUCUCUCAAUAAUCCCUACCGGAAGGACCAAAUGGGCUUGGAUUCCUCGCCCACGAAGGAGCGGAUGGAGGAGACGUGCAUGCACAGACUGGACGAGUCCAUGUUAACCUGCGAUAUGGAUGGCUCACGACACUUCCCCGAGUCCAGGAACAACAACCACAUAAAGCGGCCCAUGAAUGCUUUCAUGGUGUGGGCCAAGGACGAGAGGCGGAAGAUUUUGCAGGCCUUCCCGGAUAUGCACAACUCCAGUAUCAGCAAGAUCCUGGGGUCCCGGUGGAAAUCGAUGACGAACCAAGAGAAGCAGCCCUAUUAUGAGGAGCAGGCGCGGCUGAGCCGGCAGCACCUGGAGAAGUAUCCCGACUACAAAUACAAGCCGCGGCCAAAGCGCACCUGCAUCGUGGAGGGGAAGCGGCUGCGCGUGGGCGAGUACAAGGCGCUGAUGAGGAACAGACGGCAAGACACCAGGCAGGGCUACUUGAUAGCGCCCCAGAGCAGUCAGAUGCAAGCCUCUUCAUCGGACGUCCUGUACCAGAGGCCGGUGGGCAUGCAGCUGGCUCCACCGCUGGUGGAGCACUACCUGCCCCGCAGCAUGGACCCCAACAUGCCCGUCAUCGUCAACACGCGCAGCCUCAAGUCGCAAGAGGGUGACGGCGGGGAGGACGGGCACUCGGUGGCGGAUGGCGAGAUGUACCGGUACAGCGAGGACGAGGACUCCGAGGGCGAGGACAAGAGCGACGGGGAGCUGGUGGUGCUCACGGACUGAGCAGACUGCGGGGGCAGGGUGGGGCGCACGUGUGUGAAGUGGGGAGCAGCAGCAGAUUUUGCUGCGUUCCCCCGCGUGGGGCUGGAACUGAAGACCUGACUGAAUGGGGAGGAGGUGGGAAUGGGGGCUUGGGGAGAACUGCCAUCACAGCACGGCUCCCUGAUCUAGGAAGUGACUAGACUCAGGGGGUCGCUGGCGAACCCCUCUGCAUGCAGAGCUCUUUGCAGCAGGGCCGCCCUGGCCCCCCGAAUGGCCUGGCAUGCAGGGCUGUGCUGGAUGGGUAUAGUGGUGUCCAGGGGACAAUGGGAAGUGUGCGUGCCAACGCACACGGCAUGGGGGCAGCCCCUGUCUCAUUCGCACGCCCAGAAGGAAGAGGUGCCGGCUCCGCUGUGCAAUGCAUCUACUCAAGCAGCAACGGGGAUGCUGCUUGGCAUGAGUGGGUCCUGGCCACCCAGCUGACAUCUGGAUAUUUCCUUGUGGCACAGAGGUGGGAGGUGCCUGGCCCCUCAGCAUGGGGGCAGAGCAAUCCCAAGGCUGAGUGAAAGCCAGCUAAAGGGGAAGAGGAUGCAGAUCUAGGAUGGUGGGGCUGUGAACGUGGGGGGAGUGGGGAGCUACUGUUCUGCGGAUCCGGAAGCUGCCCCCUGUGGAAUCCAGCUUUCUCCCUCCGGAGGUUGCAGUGGCAUGGGUUACUGGCUCCCUCCCGUGCAGUCCUCUCGCCAGCAUGAGCGACAGGGGGUUUCAAGAUUGGCUUGUGGGAGAGGUGCUGCAUGGUUAGUUGGAUGUGGAGGAGCCCAACUCCCCUCGGUGGAGCCGUGUUGAGCACGGAGAGCCAGGCCUGUGGGGAAAGGUGGGGGAGAAAUCACCGCACAGAGGACAUGCAGGUAGGGGUGGGCUUCCCCCCACUCCCUCUUAUCCUUAGCCACCAAGGUCCACCGGGAGUCCCCCACUGCGGUGGGGAUGGGCGCCACCUCCUGCUGGCUCCCUGCUGGCUAGGGAACAAACCCGCUUCAUGGGAGCCCUCUCUCUAGGGCUGCAGAUCCAGGCCCGCUUGGGGCGUGGAGCAGUUUGGUGGAGGGUCCCAAGUGAGCUACAAACAGCCCAUAUGGGAAACGCCUGCCGAGACUCUCCUGCCGUUGAGCUAACAGGACAUGUGGGGAUGGGGGGAAAAGGGCUGGAAAACGUAACCCACCCCCCACCCCAGUAUUACAAAUGCAUUUGCCUCUGGGCAGCCCCGGCUCUGCGGGGGUUAAAUAAGGAAAGACCCCAGCGGCUGGACAGACCUUUGUCCCUUGUCCCCCCCCCCCCCAUCCCGGCCCUGUUGUGCAGCCAGCUGAGGAGAAUCCUCACCUGUUCGGGGCCCUGCCAGCUGCAGGGGCUGCAGCAGCAGCAACACAGUCGCCACCAUUCAGCCAGGCUCUCUGGGGCCUUUUCAUUUCUCCGAAGCGAAUGUCUGGGUGGAACACUUGUUCCUCAUUCAGUCCGUGUGCCAGCCCAUCCCGCCCUCGCACCCCCCCCCCCCUUCGCUCGGGCCUUUCUUUCUCUCAUGCCCCCCCUUGCUCGCUGAACCCUGCCAGUAAAUUCCCAUGGAGC